Molecule: messenger RNA, 734 nt
Organism: Cyprinus carpio (common carp)
Lineage: Eukaryota; Metazoa; Chordata; Actinopteri; Cypriniformes; Cyprinidae
Product: smx5
Biological process (GO): mRNA splicing, via spliceosome
Cellular component (GO): catalytic step 2 spliceosome; Lsm1-7-Pat1 complex; precatalytic spliceosome
Molecular function (GO): RNA binding
Source: RefSeq, a predicted model, not a curated record
UCCCGUGAUGCGUACAGUUGACAUUCCUCCACCAAUGGGAGCGUUACAUCUUCAUUCGUCUAGCCAAUAGAAGCACGAAGUGAAGAACCCGGCAGCUCUUUUUGAUGACGUAUGUGAUCUGAAGCACAAAACCUCGUGAAAAUGCUUUUCUACUCGUUCUUUAAGUCCUUGGUUGGCAAAGAUGUUGUGGUGGAGCUUAAGAAUGACUUGAGCAUUUGUGGAACAUUACACUCGGUUGAUCAGUAUCUGAACAUCAAACUGACCGAUAUCAGUGUCACUGAUCCAGAGAAAUAUCCACACAUGUUGUCUGUGAAGAACUGCUUUAUCCGUGGAUCUGUAGUGCGAUAUGUUCAGCUUCCUGCGGAUGAAGUGGACACACAGCUGCUGCAGGAUGCUGCGCGCAAAGAAGCUAUGCAACAGAAACAAUAAUGUUUACAUUUGAGAAUAGUUUUUUUUUGUUGGACUGUUCACAAUAAUCCUCUGUGGAGCCUUGUAGAUUAAAUGUUUUUUUUUUUUUUUUCCGAAUUUUGUAAAGUUUGUUUUUUCCCCCUAAAUAUUCAUUUACCUCUGUUGUCAUGAGGCCCAUUAAUGAGAGAGAAUAACUUUUUUGAGUUAGUAGUGGUUUUGUGCUUUUAAUAAUGUUUGGAAGGUUCUGUAUUGCAUCCAAAUGACUUUUGAUUUAGUUAAGUUCUUUGACCUACUAAUACAGGAAUAAAGUAUUUUCUUCCACGGUC